This is a messenger RNA of Aspergillus glaucus CBS 516.65, 3957 nucleotides long. RefSeq names its product MFS transporter/fungal specific transcription factor domain-containing protein. Bases 1 to 3843 code for a protein of 1280 amino acids. Gene Ontology annotation, molecular function: transmembrane transporter activity; zinc ion binding; DNA binding. NCBI's taxonomy places the organism in Eukaryota, Fungi, Ascomycota, Eurotiomycetes, Eurotiales, Aspergillaceae. The record is from RefSeq and is a predicted model, not a curated record. Gene Ontology annotation, biological process: DNA-templated transcription; transmembrane transport. The transcript has 10 exons. Gene Ontology annotation, cellular component: membrane.
AUGCAGAAUUCCAAGGUUCUUGUCCCAGAGCACGUUUCAAAGCCGGAGAGCGAUGAUGGUGAAAGGACCGUCUAUAUUGAUCAUGAUGCAGAGAGGUCGUAUGUCCGAAAGGUAGAUUGGUUCUUACUGCCUCUUCUAUGCACGAGCAACCUGGCCAACGCCAAAACCGAUGGCCUGGAAGAGGACCUCAAGUUUCCCGGAAAUGGCUACUCGCUCAUGAUAAUCCUCUUCUACAUCCCGUUUGGGUUGUGUGAUUUGCCGUGGAAUCUCUUGAUCAAACGUUUCUCCGGAAGGAUUAUGCUCUCAUUCAUGACCGUUGUCUGGGGAAUUCUGUCGCUCUGUCAAUGCGCUGCUACCAACUUUGGUAGUCUACUUGCAAUUCGCAUUAUUCUCGGAGUAUUCGAAGCCGGAUUCUUCGCUGGCGCUACGUUCUAUUUCACGCUCUUCUACACGCGAGGUGAAAUGGGGCUACGUCUUUCAAUUCUGCAAACCUUUGCUGUUCUAGCGUCAGCGUUCAGUGGACUCAUUUCCUACGGUGUUUUCCGAAUCGACCACCCCUCCGUGCAGGGAUGGCAGUGGCUGUUCAUUAUUGAGGGAUCCAUGACAUUCUUGACAGGGAUUAUCGGGUUCUUCUGGCUUCCGGCGGGCCCCCAGAAUGCCUGGUUUCUGAACCAGAGGGAGAGAGCAGCAGCAAAUGCACGAUUACUACGUGAUAAUUCGGUCGACGUUGAGACCGCACUGAAUCUGAAAGAGUGUUUUCGGACAUGGAGAAAUUGGAAGUUCCCGGUUUGGUGUAUUAUAACGCUCACGUAUCCAGUGGCAUACGCAACAGCGAUGAACUUCUUCCCGUUGAUCGUUGGACGGCUGGGCUUUUCGGUCGUCAAAACCAAUCUCUGGACGGUUGCUCCAAACUUGGUCGGCGCAGUAGUCUUACUUUGCGUAGCGACAUCCUCGGAUUAUUUUCGCGAAAGGGCGUUUCACAUCGUCUUCUCCCUGGCAUUGUCGCUGAUCGGGAUGUUAAUUCUCGCGGCCUUAAAUGUAACCCAGCACAAAGGCGUUGCAUAUUUUGCGUGCUUUCUCAUGGCGGCUGGAUCGUACAUCCCGUCCUGUCUCGUCCACGCAUGGCAUAAUAACAACAACAUCCACGAGAACUCGCGCGCAUCAAACACUGGACUGUUCGUCGGGCUGGGAAAUUUGGCUGGCGUCUUGAGCGCUGCCACCUUUCGCACGGAAUACGCUCCAAAGUACAUCCCAACUCUAGUAGCUACCUGCUGCUGCAACGUAGUGUGUAUUGCUGGCGUAUUGUGGAUGGGUUUAUGGAUGAGGUCCGAGAAUAAAAGGCGAGAUCGAGAGCAAGGCGUCCGGCUUCGAGGGCAUGAGGCCUUUACUCGCGCUGAGCAUUUGCGGAGGCAUUCUUUGAACCAUGAAGAACCACGGAGCGGAUACACCUCAAGACACAUGAUGAGACAUGCAAAGCGAGACGAAGAAGCCGGUGGUCCUGGUCUGGGGAUAUUAGAAACCCGAAAAAGAACUCGACGCGCCCCGAACGGAACGAUCGUGACCAAGCCGGCUAAACGACAAGCUAGGAAGGCGAUAUCAAAUAGACAUACACGUUCUGUAUCGCACACGUCUUUCGAAAUUGCAAGUGAAGGGAAUGCUGGGCUUAUCGAAUCCCACGACUAUCCCCAUGGGGCACCUGUUUCUCCUCCAUCAUCUGCCCAUCUCGAGGGUCAUGACCAACACAGUGAUAUUGGGAUCAGUGACGAGGAUGCACUACUGGCCCCUAUGAUGCCCGGUGGUCCUUACGAGCCAUACGUUGAACCAAUUCCGGGGCAAUUCGACGCAGCGGAUGGAUCGUGGGGUACUUCUCCUUUUGGCGACAUGUUUACCGCAGACACGGCAAUGGAUUUCAACAUGCCUUUUGCAGUCACUCACAACUACAACUGGCUCUUCGAUGUCUCCUGUCUGGAUGACGCCUUUGUCGAUCUGGAUUGGCCAUUGGAACCAAUCUCUCCCAACCAAGACUCAAUCGCAUCCUUUCCGGGGGAAGAGAGAGACGCAACCCGGGAAAUGGAUUCUGGGGAGCUUGUGGAGCUUUGUAGUCCUGAUCUGGACUUCAAUCUGGACCCUUCGUCGAUACUCCUCGAAGCAGCAACGUUGAUCGAUAAAGGCCUGUAUCCAGACGCUAGCACAUCGUCCAGCACUUCACACCAGCAAGCCGAUCAGACGGCCUCGGAGUACCCGGAGAUGGAAUGGAUGACUGGGCAUCCGCAGUUGGAUACACCGUCUCGACCUCGCUUGCCUCAAGUGACAGAUGAAGCGCGAAGCAGUGUCCUGGCUUUGAUUUCAAACGCCAAGGACGUGAGCGGCGCCUCGCCCUUGUUAUCACUGGAAGCUCUCCAGGGAUAUUGUGACCUCUUCUUCUCACGAUUCAACGUAGCGCACCCGUUAAUCCAUCAAGGAACAUUCAAUCCUAAUCAAGCAGAACCGGUAUUUCUAGCUGCUGUUCUUUGUCUGGGAGCAACAUAUAGCAGUCGGGAGGCACACCAGAUUGCGGUUGGAAUCCAUGACUCUUUGCGAAACCAGCUUUUCUGUCACCCAGAUUUCUCUCCCCAGCCCGACCUGUGGGUUCUGCAGGCAAUGCUCCUGAUUGACUGCUUUGGCAAGAUGCGCGCAGGUCCAAAACAACGAGAUCGAGCUCAGCUGUUUCACUGUGUACUCAUCAAGAUGAUCCGUCGCAGCAACUGCUGUGUCAUCCAAACACCCACGAUCCGCAGUCGACCCAAGGACCUAGAACACGCCUGGGCAGAAGCAAUGGACUUGGAGCAGCGGAAGCGGCUGGCGAUGCACUGUUUCAUGUGGGAUACUCAACACGCGGUGCUCUUCUCGCAGUCCCUAUGUAUGUCCGCUUUCGAGAUGCGGUUCCCCUUGCCCUGCGAGGCCAGUACCUGGGAAGCUUCAACGCCGGAGCAGUGGCUCCAGUGCGCAAUAAAAGAGCCCGACCACCCUUUUCUAUCGGCGCUCAAAGGAUAUAUUGCUCCCCACGCCGUGCACCGUCCCCGGCAUCUCAACCCCCUUGCGCAUAUCUUCCUCCUGCACGGACUGAUGUCGCUUUCCUCAGACCUGAGACGACGAGAUCAAACGACGAUUCGAUCGGAGACUCCCGAGCUGGCUGGUGCGUGGAAGCACCGGAUAGGGCGAUCAUAUGACUUGUGGAAGAUCGACUUUGACGCAGACUGCAUGGCAAUGAAACUGGGUCAGGCGGAGAACCCUCGCCGGUUCACUGGUAUCAAGAUGGCGGCCCACAUGCUGUAUCGGUCAGCCCAUAUCACAUUGAAUGUAGAAAUCCUCGACCUACAAAUCUGCGCCGGAACACCGCACAUUCUUGGACGCGCGGUGACACAAAACGACAUCGAGCGAUCCCGACGCAUCAUCCCCCAGUGGCUCCAGGACGAAUCUGGGAUGGCACUGAAAGCCGCAAAACACGCGUCUUUUAUCCUGCAGGACGCUGUGAUGAGUCUGGAUGACUGGGACGAUGCGGACGCAUUCCAUUUCCCCUGGUGUCUGUAUCUCGCGACGCUGACCUGCUGGGCGUUCCAUCUGCCAAAAGAAGGUCAUAACGCACCAACCCAAUGCCCUCAAAGCAAUGAACAGGCCAAAACGGAGAUGUCGUUGCUGAUAGUCGCCAUGACGACGUGCUCAAGUCUGGACGAGUUGGCGUCACUGGCCGGGAAGUAUUCCACAAAAGGGUUGAUGAAAGUAAUGGCACAGAAGCUGGCAACGGUACGCUGGACUGUAGUUCACGAUGCGAUGAAGGUGUUGUUUCGUCUGGUCGGUUUGUGAUUGAGCAGGAAUGUAGGAGGAAAGAACCCAUGGACGAUAUAUAUAUAUCGAGACUAGAUACUCUACGUACACUGCUCUACGCCAUUUGCUUCCUAGUUAGCUUCAAUUGACUGG